AUGGCGGCUUAUUCGAGUGGUGGAGCUACAGCUCCUCGCGAGGCUGGCGGCCCUGACAAGCAGAGAUUGGCGGACUCCUUCGCUGAGGGCACGUCUUUGUCUCUCUUUGUUGAUGUGGAAAGGGUUAACUCCAACAGACUCUUAUCUUUCUGA
This is a messenger RNA of Perkinsus marinus ATCC 50983, 153 nucleotides long. RefSeq lists its product as hypothetical. NCBI's taxonomy places the organism in Eukaryota, Perkinsozoa, Perkinsida, Perkinsidae. Bases 1 to 153 code for a protein of 50 amino acids. The transcript has a single exon. The record is from RefSeq and is a predicted model, not a curated record.